Messenger RNA from Neolamprologus brichardi, 3684 nucleotides. RefSeq names its product calmodulin binding transcription activator 2 (gene camta2). Gene Ontology annotation, cellular component: nucleus. Gene Ontology annotation, molecular function: transcription coregulator activity; double-stranded DNA binding; protein binding. NCBI's taxonomy places the organism in Eukaryota, Metazoa, Chordata, Actinopteri, Cichliformes, Cichlidae. Gene Ontology annotation, biological process: regulation of transcription by RNA polymerase II. The record is from RefSeq and is a predicted model, not a curated record.
UCCUCUGUUUCCCCUCCUUCCUCGCUGUCCUCCCUCUCAUCUUCCUGUGAAGUGGACAGGAGAGACUCAGUCCUCCCUCUUUCUGCCUCUCCUUCCUCCUCCUCCUCCUCCUCUUCUCCCCACGUUCAGUCUACAAUGCCCCCCUCCCUCUCCCUAUCACUGUCUCCCACGUCCGCUGUGGCCCCGCCCCUGCUGCCGCUCUGCUUGGAGCUCGGAGCUCUGGGGGAGUCGGAGGCAGCGAGGGAGGAUGCAGAAGAAGAGGUGAAGGACAGGAGAGGGGAAGAUGAUGAUGAUGAAGGAAGUGCUCCUCCCUCUAAACUCGCCCUCCUGCAGACAAACCACGCCUCCUCCAGCUUGGCACCACGGCAACAGACCAUUAGCAGCUCUGCCUCCCUGCUCCUGGUGUGUCAGAGUUCGGCGACCCAGGCCUGCCAGCCGGCCAAUCAGACUUACCGACAGGCUGACGAGCAUCAGCAUCCGUUAAACCCCGGGCAACACGCCAAUCACCUGUGUAUACCUGAGGCCCCGAGCCCAGCUCAGACAUCCCGUCAGCCCUUGUUGCUGCAGCAGCAGUCGUCAAUAUUUGCCAACAGUGACGCUAACAUGGACUCCACACCUGCUGCUGUUGCCAUGGAUACCGCUAUCCAGGUGAAAGAGGAGAGCAGGCGGGGCUCCGACUCCGAGGACACCUGCAUGAACACUCAGCUGGAGGAGGAGGCGGAGCCCUGCGAGCGGGGAGGGGAGGAGCUUGACAUCUCCUUUGACAGUCAGUUUCCCGACCUCAUCUCUGACCUCAUGACAGAGGAGGCCAAUCCCGUCGCGGCUCAUUGCGCUGCCGUCUCCGCCGCGCCGAGCCCCGCCGUGUUUCCGGCAGGAGUCCGCUACGUCGUUCCUCCCCAGCCCUCCCCUUCCUCCUCCUUUCUCCCUUUUCCUCACCCGCUGCCCGCCUCCUCCGCACGCCUCGCCUCCAUCACAGACUUCUCCCCGGAGUGGUCGUACCCCGAGGGCGGAGUAAAGGUGCUGAUAACGGGGCCGUGGAGCGAGCCGUCGGGUCGGUAUUCAUGCGUGUUCGAUCAGAGCACCGUCCCCGCCUCGCUGAUCCAGCCAGGGGUGCUGCGCUGCUACUGUCCUGCCCACGAGGCCGGCCUGGUCUGUCUGCAGGUCCUGGAGUCUGGAGGUUCGGUUUCGUCUUCGGUCCUGUUCGAGUACAGAGCGAGGAACGCCAGCUCUCUGCCCAGCUCUCAGCUCGACUGGCUCUCACUAGACGAUAAUCAGUUCAGGAUGUCCAUCCUCGAGCGGCUGGAGCAGAUGGAGCGCAGGAUGGUGGAGAUGGCCCGCGACAACAACCAACAGCAGCAGCAGCAACGGCAAAAUCAACAGCAGCACGGCAGCCAGCUGGCCACGCCCCCUCCUCCUCCACCAGAGGACCACGAACAGUCCUCUCAGUGGUUCGAAAGGAGGAUUGUGGGAGUGUGCGAGCGGAUGAUGAGGGGCGGUCGGUGGUCCGGGGGAGGAGGAGAGCGGCUUCAUCACUCCGUUCGUCACCGUGGCAUGACGCUGCUCCACCUGGCUGCUGCACAGGGAUACACACACCUGAUCCACACACUCAUACACUGGAGGAAUGUAAACAGCGACAGUCUGGACCUGGAACAGGAAGUCGAUCCUCUGAAUGUCGACCACUUCUCCUGCACGCCGCUGAUGUGGGCAUGUGCGCUGGGCCAUCAGAGGGCGGCAGAGCUCCUCUACAGCUGGAACAGUCUGGCUCUGGGCAUCCCCGAUUCUCUGGGACGCUUGCCUCUCGCCGUUGCUCGCUCCCGAGGACACACUCGCCUCGCCACGGCGCUGGAGGAGCUGCACAUGCAGCGCACGCUCGCUAACGUGGUGUCCAGAGACGUGCACACGCCUCCAGCAGACACGCACACACCGCAGCCACCACUGUCCCCUCUCUCCACCAGCCCAGAUACAGGUCUGAGCUCCUCCAGCAGUCUCCCCUCCCCCAGUGACCCCUCCUCACCCUCCCCCAGCUCUGCUUACUCCAGUGGCCCCGCCCCCAUGGAGACAUCGCCCUCUUCCCCUUCGUCUCCUUCCUCCUCUUCCUCACUAUCUGUCUCCCCUCCCUCCCCCUCCUCCCUCCCUCUGGAGUCCAUGUGGGGGGAGGAGACAAACACCACUUUCAGCACAGGUUUGAACCCUGGUGGUUCCAGAGACUCCCCCCUUCACCUCAUGGACUAUGAGAGCGUCUCUGCCAGUCACGCUCAGUCAUACAUGCACACGGCGAGCAGGCGGCGGUCGCACGCCACACUGGAGGAGCAGCUGCUGAGCUACAGUGAGAAUGCCGAGAACGAAGGCGAAGAAGAGGCGUACCUGGAGGAGGAGGUUGACAUGGCAACGCUAGCAGAGCAAAUCAUCGAGGCAACCCCAGAGCGAAUCAAACAGGAGGAUUUCCCCAGGGGGGCGGAGUCACCGCUCCGAGAAAGGUGGGACAACCCGGCCAUACAGGACACCUGGCUGGCUACGUACCUGGAAACGGUCGACACCCACGCACACUCCCCGCCCAGGCGCGUGUGCCCCCCCUCACCACUCAGCGCUUUAGCCCUCCAGAGGCUCCGCCCUCCCUCUUCUGCAGCAUGGGCAGAAUUCCUCAACGCCUCAGCCAAUGGAAAGAUGGAGCGAGAUUUCGCCCUGCUGACGCUGACGGACGGCGAGCAGAGGGAGCUUUACGAGGCCGCCAGAAUCAUCCAGAACGCCUUCAGGAGAUACAAGGGUCGGAGGUUAAAGGAGCAGCAGGACAUGGCUGCGGCCGUCAUCCAGAGAUGCUACCGGAAGUACAAACAGCUAACAUGGAUAGCUCUGAAGUACGCUCUCUAUAAGAAGAUGACCCAGGCAGCCAUCUUGAUCCAGUCCAAGUUCAGGUCGUACUACGAGCAGAAGCGUUUCCAGCAGAGCCGGCGGGCCGCCGUCCUCAUCCAGCAGUACUACCGCAGCUACAAGGAGUAUGAGAGGCUCAAACAGGCACCAAGAGGCACCGCCACCCACAACUCCAAGAUCAAGGGGUCGUUUCUGACAAAGAAACAGGACCAGGCAGCCCGCAAGAUCAUGAGGUUUCUGCGGCGCUGCAGACACAGGAUCAAAGAGCUGAAACAGACGAGGGAGCUGGAGAGGAGAGGACUGACCACCUAAACCAUUUCAACCUUUUUUCCUCUCCUCCAGCGGAGAGAGGGAUGAUGGCGGGAACGAGAAGGUUCAGCAGGUUUAGUUUGAUGUAUACAAAGAGAAAAACCAAACGAGGAAACGACAGAUGGAGAGAAGGACAGUAACGGAGAGAUGCCUUACCCCACGCCAACUCUAUCUAUCUACUGAUCUAUCUAUCUAUCUAUCUAUCGAUCUAUGUCUUCUCUCCUGUUGAAUGUAGCUGUCUGUCUGCAGCUUGAAGCGCUCCGUUCGUAAGCAGCUCAGCCUCCGUGGGCUCGCUUCUUUGCCCUGAGCAGUGUCUUGUAGUGAGAUUCUGGCGGUCUUUUCUUACUCCUCAUCUGACAGGACAAUCAUUGAGCUUUCAGUCUAUAUUUACAAACUGAAGACGAUAUCAGGAAUUGAACCGAUCAGCGAGUUCACUGACAGAAAAAAAUGAACCGUUUUUGUAAUAAAAUGAAUCAAGCAGAAAAAAAACAAUCCUCAGAUUACUUG